UCCAGGACGCUGUGAGAGCUGCCCCCUCAGACAAGAGCUGAAGGCUGGCGAGGAAGCGACUGCUUAGCAGCCCAGGAUCUCCAUCUGCCCUCAGUGGGAAGAGAGGAAGACACAGUGAGAGAGAAAGAGUGAGAGAUUCCUCCCGGCACUGGCACAAUGCGCACUCUCAUCACCCUUAUGCUCCUGGCUGUCUUGGUGAUGGCUGCUACUUGCUAUGAGUCCCAUGAGAGCAUGGAAUCCCAUGAGUAUCUCAAUCCCUUCAUCAACAGGCGAAGGGCCCAUGAUUUUAUACAAGCUGACACAAGACUAGAAGCCAUCUCCCAGGAGAGGAUCAGGGAACGCAAUAAGGCACCCCAGGAACGUCAGAGGGAGAUCUGUGAGGACUACUACCCCUGUGAACUGUAUGCUUUUCGCCAUGGCUAUGCUGCUGCUUACAGGCACUAUUUUGGGAGGAGGAGGACUAAGUAAAAGAUGUCCUGUCCCCACCCUGGGGCCUGGAGCCCAGGGUAGCCUCCUCCAAAAUGCAAUGGGCCUGAAACAUAUUCAGCUGCUUGUGUCCCUGUAUGUUAUCCUGCCUGCUGCUUCUCUCCCAUGUAGCCAUGGAUUCCUACACUGUGUUAAUUAGCCCUGAGCUGAUGUAGCAAGGAUCAGAGAGAGUUCAGGAUGUGGGUGUUUACUACAUAAUAAACUGCUGGUUUGAUACUAUC
Molecule: messenger RNA, 707 nt
Organism: Apaloderma vittatum (bar-tailed trogon)
Lineage: Eukaryota; Metazoa; Chordata; Aves; Trogoniformes; Trogonidae
Gene: MGP
Product: matrix Gla protein
Exons: 5
Coding region: 157-468 (103 amino acids)
Cellular component (GO): extracellular region
Molecular function (GO): calcium ion binding
Source: RefSeq, a predicted model, not a curated record